AAAUGCAUCAAGAUGAAUACUACAAGCCCUCCUUCUCACUGAUCCUUGUAGCCUCUUGCAUCGGGCUCAUAUUUGCCUUCUCAAUGCGUUAUUUCAUGAAAAGGAUAAGAGAUCAGAGGAUCAUUCCACGAAUUAGAUUAUCAAAAACAGGGCACGCCGUGAAGCUGGAAAGGUUCUCCCAUUAUGUAGCUAGGCAACUGGGGUUAGAUAGGAGAAAUUGUCCGCAACUAUGUAAACUAGCAUCAGAAUACGUGAGAAAAUCCGAGGACUAUGAAGACGAUAUAUACGCAUAUUUUGCCAGCGAACCGGAUGCUGAUUCUUUAUUUGUGAAACUCGUGGAGGAAUUUGAGAGAUGCAUUCUUAGUUACUUUGCAUUUCAUUGGAGCCACGCAGAUGUCAUGAUAAGUCAGGUGUUAAGUUGCGAAAGCGAACCCAAAAAGAAGCUCAAAAACAUAGUCAUGGCAGCAACCAGGGAGCAAAGGUUCGAGAGGGCUACGAAGAAUCUGAAGGUGGCGAGGGUUUUCAAUACACUGGUGGAAGAGAUGAAAGCAAUGGGGCUGGCACCAAAUGACGAUUCUCAAUGUACGGAGGUGAUGGCUCCUGUAGCUCACAGUGAUAGGAGUCCAGUGCUCCUCCUCAUGGGCGGUGGCAUGGGAGCAGGGAAGAGCACCGUGCUCGAAGAAAUUCUCAAAGAACCUUUCUGGGCAGGCGCAGCAGGGAAUGCCGUAAGGAUUGAAGCAGAUGCCUUUAAAGAAUCAGAUGUCCUCUAUAAGGCCCUUAGCUCUAGAGGGCAUCAUCACGACAUGAUUCGAACAGCUGAACUGGUACACCAAUCAUCUACAGAUGCAGCUUCGUCCCUGCUGGUAACAGCAUUAAAUGAAGGGCGAGAUGUGGUUAUGGAUGGCACUCUCUCUUGGGUACCAUUUGUUGUGCAGACUAUAACUAUGACCAGAUGUGUCCAUCGCCACAGGUAUCGCAUGGGACCUGGUUAUAGGGUGGCUGAUGAUGGAACUGUGACAGAAAACUAUUGGGAACGAAUGGAAGAAGUAGAACCAGAACAAAAUGGAGGCAAAAAGAGAAAGCCAUAUAGGAUAGAGCUAGUUGGGAUAGUAUGUGAUGCUUACCUUGCAGUGGUUAGAGGAAUAAGGAGAGCUAUCAUGUGUAGAAGAGCAGUAAGAGUAAACUCUCAAUUGAAGUCCCACAAGAGAUUUGCUGAAGCAUUUCUGACUUACUGUCAACUGGUAGACAAUGCACGACUUUAUGUAACAAAUGCGUUGGGAGGCCCCCAUAAGUUGAUAGGAUGGAAAGAGAGAGACAAGACAUUGCUUGUGGAUCCAGAUGAAAUUGACUGCUUGAAGAAGGUUGGUAAGUUGAAUGAGGAAGCCAACUCUAUAUAUGAACUUUACAAGCACCCUCACCCAGCUCGUCAGGCUGGAUCAAUAUGGAAAGACAUUGUGUUAUCGCCCACAAGGUUGAACAUCCAGCAAGAGCUCAAGUAUUCAAUUCAAAAGGCUGAGAGAUUGAAAUGACAACUGCAUGGAAUAGCACUCGCAUUCCACCCUCAACUUCUGAGACCCAGAAAGGAAGCUUGGCAAGGGGUGGAAGAGCAUGUGUAAGGAGCUCAACAAACAUCCACUAAUUUGAAAUUUUCAACCAAGGAAAACUUUUUGUAUGAAACUGAAAAUUCGACCAUUUCAAUGUUGAUUACAUAGGAUUAUUAAAACAGAUAGUUCAAAUUAUUUUUCUGGAGUGCAGAAUGCAGAUGCUAA
Messenger RNA from Neltuma alba, 1769 nucleotides. RefSeq lists its product as uncharacterized. The coding region runs from base 3 to 1529 and encodes 508 amino acids. NCBI's taxonomy places the organism in Eukaryota, Viridiplantae, Streptophyta, Magnoliopsida, Fabales, Fabaceae. Gene Ontology annotation, molecular function: kinase activity; ATP binding. The record is from RefSeq and is a predicted model, not a curated record. The transcript is spliced from 9 exons.